Toxotes jaculatrix (banded archerfish) is the source of this 2951-nucleotide messenger RNA. It is a transcript of the gene phc1, whose product is annotated as polyhomeotic homolog 1. The coding region runs from base 130 to 2520 and encodes 796 amino acids. Gene Ontology annotation, molecular function: zinc ion binding; protein binding. Gene Ontology annotation, cellular component: PRC1 complex; nucleus. The transcript has 14 exons. NCBI's taxonomy places the organism in Eukaryota, Metazoa, Chordata, Actinopteri, Toxotidae. The record is from RefSeq and is a predicted model, not a curated record.
GGGGCGGGGUUUUGUUGGAGGCAAAAACCCUGAAAGGGGCUGUUGUUGUUUGCAGUUAAAACCGAGGUCGGACUAUAAACUUGAUUGCUUUUAACUGUGAAAAGGACAGAAAUAUCAAGGAGAGCAAACAUGGAUGCAGGUGAAGACCAAAACACAGGCAACACCAAUGGAACUCCUCAGACAAGUGGGAACUCCCGUGCGCCCCAGAUAGCCCACAUGUCUCUAUAUGAGAGACAGGCUGUACAGGCUCUCCAAGCGCUUCAACGACAACCAAAUGCAGCUCAGUACUUCCAGCAGCUCAUGCUGCAGCAGCAGAUCAAUAGUGCCCAACUCCAUAACUUGGCCGCUGUGCAACAGGCCACCCUUGCAGCAAGUCGACAGUCCAACACCCCAAGUAACAGCAUGUCCCAAGCGCCCACCACUGUCAACCUAAGCACUACGUCUGCAGGCGGGACAAUGACUAAUCCCCGUCCCCACGGCCCAGCCACCUCUGCAACGACUCCAGCUCUCAACCAGUCUGUGUUGCUGGGUGGAAACUCGGCAGGACAGGGACAGAUGUAUCUUAGGGUCAACCGCUCUCUCAGGGCUCCCCUUGCUUCUCAGCUCAUCUUUAUGCCUGGUGGUACAGCAACAGCUACUGUAGCAACCGUUGCCCAGACACAGCCUCAGCAGCAGCAGCAGCAACAACAGCAUCAGCAUGAAGUUGCUCCUUCCACUGCCAGUGCCCAGUCUGACAAUGAUCAGGUGCAGAACCUGGCCCUUCACUGCGCUUCCACUCCCAGAGUAGUUGCUGUCAAGUCUGAACUUCCAGAGAGGAAAGAUGCUGCCAGCUUUCCUCUCGGUCAGCAGCAGCAGACUUUCCCCCAGACGGCUCAGCAGCAGCAAGUACAACCACAACAGCUACAACAAAUGGCCAAACCCAACUUUACUCAGCAGUCCACUGCCAACACUAUGACUGUAAAAACUGGAAACCAGGCUACAAUGACUGUUACUCCUGCUGCUUCUGUAGCUCCCUCCUCCACCUCCUCUCCAGCACUCCCUCUCUCCCAGCUCCUCUUGUCCCCCUCUGCUGCCCCUGUGAUCUUGGUGCCAACCUCAAAUGUUCCUACCUCUACCCAGGGCUACCCCAUCGGCUCAGUGGCCCCAAAAGCCAACGUUAACACACAGACUCUUGUGGUGCAGCCGCUACAACAGGCCAGCACUAUUGCAGACAAAGGCCCUGUGCCUAUCCAGCCUAAGACAGCUCAGGGACACCGCUUACCUGUGCAGCUGCCUCCUAGACACCCACCUCCCAUUCUCCCAGCGCCACCUAGCAACACCCAGGCCACCACUGUGGGACACAACCCUCCCCACAUCCCUGUGCAUUUUGUGGGAGCCAGGCAGGGCUUGGCAGGCAAUGCACAGGCUGUGGCCUUGGCACAGGCACGAACCAGCACAGCCCAGGAAAGCACACCUGCUGGGAAUAUUAAUGCAGUCUCCAACAACAGUGCUGUGACAAAGCCUGCCAUUGGCUCUCUGAAGAGAAAAUCUGACUGUGAUGCACCGAACGAGAUGGCGACAGAAUCUUCAGACUCUGCACCAAUGAAAGAUUCUGCUCCUCCCUUGUCUCCUGCCCCUACAAAGGACUCAGCGCCUCCUGUGGCUGCUGCGUUCUCAUCUCCUCCCACCCUGUCCUUACCUCUGCCCUUGUCAAGAGUUGGGCAUGGGGACAAAGACAGAGCACCUGUUCCCCAGGCAGUGGUCAAACCUCAAGUUCUCACCCACCUCAUAGAAGGCUUUGUUAUCCAGGAGGGAGCUGAACCCUUCCCUGUUGCUGGACUCCUCAAAGACAGAGAUUUUGCUCUGGUUGGCCGCUCAGAAAACGGACCUCCAUUGUUGAAAUGUGAAUACUGUGGAAGCCUCGCUCCAGCCAGCCAGUUCAGAGGAUCAAAGAGGUUCUGUUCAAAUACUUGUGCUAAGAGGUAUAAUGUAAGUUGCAGCCAACACUUCAAGACAAGCAGGGGGAGAAGUGCUGCAGGCUUGGCGUCACCUCCGGCACCCUCUGAGAGUGCUGCUAGGCGCAGGGGCCCCGCUCGCAGGAACAGUUCUAAUACCGCUUGUAAUAAAAUAUCAAGCAGGCAUCCGCCUGUCAAGUGUCACUCUGAGUCCAGUCGCUCAGAUGAUGUGUCCAGCGAUGGAGAAGGAGAGGAUGAUUCUCCUUCACUUUCCCCGAGUUCUUCACACUCCUGCUCUAGAGCUGACCACAGCGCUCCUCAGUCUGACAGCUCAGCCCCUGGUAGCAUCCCACAGGAGGGCGCUAAUUUUCUCUCAGCAACUCCUGCUCAGUGGAGCGUUGAGGAAGUCUUCAGGUUCAUCUCUUCACUUCAAGGCUGUGAAGAGCUGGCGGCCCAGUUUCUGUCACAGGAAAUAGACGGGCAGGCUCUCCUGCUUCUGCGAGAGGACCAUCUCAUCUCCACCAUGAAUAUCAAGCUGGGUCCUGCUCUCAAGAUCUGUGCCUCCAUCAACAGCCUGCGUGAGUGAUGAGGUCAGUGAUUCAGGGGGACACUAGGAUCGUUUUCUCGCUGAUGAUUUCUUACUAGAAUCAAUACCUGGACUUGCUCCUCUAUUAGUAAGAAGUUAAAACCUAAGACUGAGAUCUCCAGGGACAAUGAUGAUGUUUUUUUUGUUUUGUUUUGUUUUUUUACAAAAUAAUGGUGUUCCAUCAAACUUGUGGAGACAUGGAGAUGGACAGUUUACUUUCUGGACGUUGAAUGUGCAAAAAACAUGUUGUAUGCAUACUGUUAUGUGUGAGUGGUGAGCAUGGACAGUCUGAAAUACCGAUGUCAGUAGUGUUGGUCACUUUUUUUCUGUCACUGUGAGUAGAGACCUUUUGUAUCUAUACUAUACUCCAGCCUGCAGUAAUCGGUGCUAGGUCUUCUAUCUAGGACAGUUCACCCGUUGGGAAAAAGAAA